CCUUCUCCUGCGGGCUCCAGCAGUGCGUGCGGGGCCGGUCCGGCAAGGAGGCGGGACACGUCGGCGCUUACCACCGCUGCCGUCGCCGCCGCCGCUUCCUGGGCCGAGUCCUCCCGCGGCCCCUGCGGCGCCAGGUGCUUUCAUUCUGCCUGGCUCGGGCCCUAGUCCGUCGUCCCCUUAGCUGCUCCGGGCUUGUCGCCGCGCUGCCGAGAUGGCGACGCGCUCAUGCCGGGAGAAGGCUCAGAAGCUGAACGAACAGCACCAGCUCAUUCUGUCCAAGCUGCUGAGGGAGGAGGACAACAAGUACUGCGCCGACUGCGAGGCCAAAGGUCCUCGAUGGGCUUCCUGGAAUAUUGGUGUGUUUAUUUGCAUCAGAUGUGCUGGAAUCCAUAGAAAUCUUGGGGUUCAUAUAUCCAGAGUCAAGUCAGUCAACCUAGACCAAUGGACACCGGAACAGAUACAGUGCAUGCAAGAUAUGGGAAAUACUAAAGCAAGACUACUCUAUGAAGCCAAUCUUCCAGAGAACUUUCGAAGACCACAGACAGAUCAAGCUGUGGAAUUUUUCAUCAGAGAUAAAUAUGAAAAGAAGAAAUACUAUGAUAAAAAUGCUAUAGCUAUUACUAAUAUUUCCUCCUCUGAUGCUCCUCUUCAGCCUUUGGUAUCCUCUCCUUCUCUGCAAGCUGCUGUUGAGAAAAACAAAUUGGAGAAAGAAAAGGAAAAAAAAAAGGAAGAGAAAAAGAGAGAAAAGGAGCCAGAAAAGCCUGUGAAAUCUCUUACAACUGAAAAGGUACAGAAGAAAGAAGACCAGCAAUUGGAGCUUAAAAAAAGUACCAGCCCUAAAAAAGCUGCAGAGCCCACUGUUGAUCUUUUAGGACUUGAUGGCCCUUCCGAGGCUCCAGUGACCAAUGGGAACAUGACCACAAUUCCAGCCUUGAAUGAUGAUUUGGACAUCUUUGGGCCAAUGAUUUCCAAUCCCUUGCCUGGAACUAUCAUCCCUGCAGCUCAGGGGAUGCCAACUGUACCAGCAGCUGCCACCAUGUCUACAGCAGCACCUGGGGAUCUGGAUCUGUUCACUGAGCAAAUUACAAAAUCAGAAGAAUCUGUAAAGAAACAACUUUCCAAAGACUCCAUCUUAUCUCUGUAUGGUACAGGAACCAUUCAGCAGCAGAAUACUCCUGGUGUGUUUAUGGGACCUGCAAAUAUACCAUUUACCUCACAAGCCCCGGCUGCGUUUCAAGGUUUUCCAGCGAUGGGAGUACCUGUGCCUGCAGCUUCUGGCCUUAUGGGAAAUGUGAUGGGACAGAGUGCCAGCAUGAUGGUGGGCAUGCCCAUGCCCAAUGGGUUUAUGGGAAGUGCACAAACUGGUGUCAUGCCACUUCCUCAAAAUGUUGUUGGGCCCCAAGGAGGAAUAGUGGGACAGAUGGGUGCACCCCAGAGUAAGUUUGGUCUGCCACAAGCUCAGCAGCCCCAGUGGAGCCUCUCACAGAUGAGCCAGCAAAUGGCCAGCAUGAAUAUCAAUAGUGCAAACCCUGCCGUGGGGUUUGGCCAGCCGCCCAGCACAACAGCAGGAUGGUCUGGAAGCUCAUCGGGUCAGACUCUCAGCACACAACUGUGGAAAUGAAAACUGCAAUACAAGUUUCAUCCAGAACUACUACCUGACAUUCCUUGCUAAAACGCAUCUAGUUCCCCUGUUUAUUCAUGUACAUAUUUUUUUUCUUUCCCCAUUCAUUCACAUUAAGAAUUAUCUGAUUGUGUUGAUCUGUACUGAUUAAAUUUUAAGUGAUGAGAAGCAGGUUGAGAAACCAUUAUAUGUCAAGGGCAGCUUUGCUCAUAUUUCCCAUGAUUUCAUAAACCACAUUCUUUGAGAAGCUGCUCAGUCGACUUGCAUAAUCAGUUUCACUCUGAAUAAAAUUAUAGUCUAAUGUUUGCAUAUAAGGGAAGUAGUUAUCAUGUUAGUAAUACCUCUAACAGUAUAAACCCCACCCCCAAAUUAGCCAGUAAUCUUGUAGGAAGGUACUAUAUGAUCAAAUGUUUAAUCAUAUAAAUAGAAUGUAAAUGUAUCACUGAGCACUGUUUUCUAGUGUAUCAUAAUUCUUUUGUUUCAUCAUUCACUUCACUGUGCUGUUGUUAUGAUGUGCUUAACAGGGAACAUGGUUAGUGAAAGGAAGAUAAACCUGGAUGUUACUACAAAAUUUAGUUUAAUGAAUGUUUAAAGAAUUCCAAUUUUACCUGCCUCUCUCGUAAUUUGGACCUCUUCUUACGUACAUAGUGCUAACAUGAAGACCUUUCUCUCUGCACUAUAUGCAAACAGGGUAACUACAACAAAGCCACUUUCAAUUCUUGAUGGUAUAUCCAGGUUUAUGACAGUAAUUGUGUUUACAUUUUAUGGUGCCUAGUAUUGACAAAAUGUUAUUUCCCUAUAUUAAACAGAUGAAUCCAUCGA
Choloepus didactylus (southern two-toed sloth) is the source of this 2443-nucleotide messenger RNA. It is a transcript of the gene SMAP1, whose product is annotated as small ArfGAP 1. The record is from RefSeq and is a predicted model, not a curated record. NCBI's taxonomy places the organism in Eukaryota, Metazoa, Chordata, Mammalia, Pilosa, Megalonychidae. The coding region runs from base 212 to 1621 and encodes 469 amino acids. Gene Ontology annotation, molecular function: GTPase activator activity; metal ion binding. Gene Ontology annotation, biological process: regulation of clathrin-dependent endocytosis. The transcript has 11 exons.